UCGGCCUCCCUCCCUGCCGUCCUGCGCAACAUGGCGGCGCCCGAGGCGGCGUGGAACCGGCUGGACGUGCCGUGGCCUGCGAGCAGCGCGACGGUGGCCCUGGCGGAUGGGCACCCUGCAGUGAUGUGUCUGCCGGCGCUGAGGCGGCAGUGCGGCGUGGCCGGCAAGCGGCUGUCGGGGACGGGCCUGGCCGCCGAGGGACGCGUCCUACGGGCCGUGCUCUACGUUUACCACAGCCGGCUGCUUCGGCACCGGCCCUACCUGGCCCUGAAGCAGGUAGAACAAUGCACGAAGCGCCUAUGGAAAAUGAACUUGGUGGGCUGCAUUGAAACUCUUGCAGGACUGAUUCCCACGAAAAAGACAUCCCAAGCCCAUGCAGAGUGCUUAGUUCCCAGUCAGCCUGUGCUGGAAACAGUGGCUCUGAAGGUGUUGGGAGGUUGCAAGCUCAUACUUCGGCUACUGGACUGUUGUUGUAAAGCUUUUCUAUUGUCUGUUAAACAUCUCUGCUCAGAAGAAUUCAUACUUUUGAACACAGUGGCUUCGGGGUUGCUGAGCCGGCUAUGGAUUCAGUACAGGUGUGUAUUGCAGAGCCUCAUUUCCUUGUAUGGCCCAUUGUCAACAUCACUUCAUCUGGUAUCUGAGACCCAACAGAUGCCUUAUAUCAAGGAGUUUACCUUCCCUUCUGAUAUCAGUAACUUCCUUGGAGUUGAUGUUUCUGCUGAGGUGAAGAAGCAAAAGGCUAGAAUGCUUACAACAAAAAAACGCACUGGCUGGCUGAAGAACUUCCCCACAUUGCCAGAGGCAGUGUCAGAGAUGGGGAAAAAAAGAAGUGUUGCAGCCUGCAGGAAUGCUGUGAAAAACUUUAACAUUCCAUGCCCUGCGGAUAUCGGAGAGCCAGUUCUGGUGACCAGAGCCAGCAGAGGGAAGUGCCUGGGAUUUGAUGUUAAGAGCUUACUUCGACCAUCCAAACCUCUAACACAGCAGGGUAUAGGUAUGACAUCAACACCUCUUAAAGUGAAGUCAGCAUCAGUUUCCUCUCGUAUAGCAAGCAUGCAGGAUGCUGGGUCUCUUGUACAGAUGGUCCAAACAGCUACGUCAUUUGGGGAACUGUCAGAGGCACUCAGGAAAGUCAUUGUGUGGUGCAAAGGCAACAAAUUCAAAUCAGCAGCUUAUUUUCUGCGUAACAAGCUGCUGAAAAGCAACCGGCUGCACCACGUGGAGGCUCAAGGUUGCAGCUUGAAGAAAAAGCUGUGCUGUGUCAAAACAUCCGUCCGCAAAUACCUCCUAUAUGGGUCACGAAACACACGCUGGCUGAAGCGGUACCGUGGGGCACGGUUCUGCCGAAGGAGGAUCAGAUCAUCCUCACGAGUGAAGAGAACUGUGAAGACUCUUCAGCAAAAACCUUCUGAGUUUUAUGAGGUUUGUGAGAACAGCACAUCACUUGUCCUCUCACCUUACCAGGAUGGUCCCCCAAGUUGGGGAGGACGCUCCAAUGCUGUUACAGCCUCUGUUGAACUGAGCACAGUGAGGACCCCUAAGCAGCCACUGCUGGAAAGAAGCCCUGUCCCCGUGUUGAAGGAAGCUACUGAGAACAUGGAUAUUGAUUCUAUUUUUGCAGCAAUGGGUGUCUGACCCUGGACUCGAAAGGAGGAAAGUCGUUGCAAUUAUUUUUUCUUAAGUAAAACCUUCAAAACCCUAGUAGUGUCUUGGUAACUCAGACUCUGCAUUCUGCUAUGAAAGUAGAAUUAUUUUACUGUAUUUUUAUAAAACAGGUUUUUUUUAUUUAAAGGUUUUCCAAACAGAUGAACAGUCUUCAUCCUCUUAUCUAGCCUUGCCCAGUGACAAUGACUUUGAGUUACCCUUACUCCAUGUUCCUUCUGUACUGCUGGACCACAUGUUAAGUGCUACAUCUACAGUGUAAAUAGUUACCAUCCACAGCUGAAGGCUGCAGCUGAUCACUUAGAAUCACUUAACUGCUGCUUAGGACUAAAAACAAGAUGCCACUUUUCCAAGCCAGUAGCCUUGCACACUUCCUUUUGUGCUGCUUGUACAGGGCACAGCCUUGAUGUGCAGUGUUGCUGCUGUUCAGCAUUUGUAAUCCUUGUUUUGAGAUAGUGAGUUAACUGAAUCUCUUGCCUCUGAGCUGCUCCAGAAAUAGGGGAAAGCACAGCUGUAGCCUGCAACAGUAAAUUGCUGACUGGCGAACACAUUUGUCACUGUCCUGAAUCCUUUUAAUGUAAGUGCAAUUUCUCCCUGCUUGGCAAUGUAAGAUACAGCUAAACCAAGGUCUAUUAAUGAAAUAAUGUUAGAACAAGCAGUGUGGUUAGUGAUUUCUGCCAGGCUUCUGUCCAAGAUCAGGAUCACUAGGAAAUACUAAGAAAUUGCUUCAGAAUGAAAAACAGAAAUCUGCUUUAUUGUAGAGC
This is a messenger RNA of Calypte anna (Anna's hummingbird), 2423 nucleotides long. It is a transcript of the gene RMP64, whose product is annotated as nucleolus and neural progenitor protein. The record is from RefSeq and is a predicted model, not a curated record. The coding region runs from base 31 to 1632 and encodes 533 amino acids. NCBI's taxonomy places the organism in Eukaryota, Metazoa, Chordata, Aves, Apodiformes, Trochilidae. The transcript has 9 exons. Gene Ontology annotation, cellular component: nucleus. Gene Ontology annotation, biological process: positive regulation of Notch signaling pathway.